Mizuhopecten yessoensis (Yesso scallop) is the source of this 4456-nucleotide messenger RNA. RefSeq names its product SWI/SNF-related matrix-associated actin-dependent regulator of chromatin subfamily A-like protein 1. Gene Ontology annotation, biological process: replication fork processing; DNA repair. The transcript is spliced from 16 exons. Lineage: Eukaryota; Metazoa; Mollusca; Bivalvia; Pectinida; Pectinidae. Gene Ontology annotation, molecular function: ATP-dependent chromatin remodeler activity; ATP binding. Gene Ontology annotation, cellular component: nuclear replication fork. The coding region runs from base 163 to 2745 and encodes 860 amino acids. The record is from RefSeq and is a predicted model, not a curated record.
GGAAGAUGGCGGCGAAAACGAAAGUAAAACUGCAAACUGAACAGGAACUUUGACGUAUAACCCUAAUGGUGACAUUUUUGAUACAGAUUAACGCCAAGAAAACUCGUCUAACUGUGUUUGUAUUAGAUUUUACCAAAACGACAAUGUAGAAGAUAUGUCAUCAUGUCAUCAGGAGGGCUGACAGAAGAACAAAAAAGAAGGAUAGAAGAGAACAAAAGAAAAGCGCUUGCCAAGCGAGCCAAGAAUCAAAGCCCUAUCAAACAGCCACAAGCCUCUACCUCAUGGAACAAACCACAAACCUCGGGCCAAUAUACAAAAUCAGGUGGUAUAGUGGGGCCCCCUGUUGGGAGUAUUCAAGGUUCAAAUCAACAGGGAAAGACCACUCAAAGUUGGCCUACAAAACCUUAUCAAAAACCGUCAAGCACAGUGGUGCCCCCUGGUAGUAAUACUCGGAGUUUAAUUGAACAGGGAAAGAUCACUCCAACUUGGCCUACGAAAUUGAAUCAAAACUCUUCAGCCACAGCAAUUCAGAAUGCUACAAAAAAUCAGAAUGGUAUUGGAAUAGGAAAUUCAAACUGGCUCAGUAAAAGUUUUGGUCGAACACAUGAGAAUAAGUCGAUUUUAUCAGAGGGGAAUAAAUUUAAAGGGCAAGGCCAGUUCAAUGCCACUGAGGUGGCUAACAAAGUGGCCACAAGUUACAAUUCUGGAAACAUUUUCCUGGGAAAGAACAAGCCAGUGAAGGGAUGCUGUGUUCUGAUAUCCAGAGAGAGGUUCGAGGUGGAUGUUGGUUUUAGUGCACCCCUUGUUGAGGUCUUCAAGUCCAUGAAUACAAAACUUUAUGAUGCGGUUACUAAGAAAUGGUCCUUUGCACUUAAAGAGUACAACAACUUCAUGGCUGCCAUCAGAGACCUGCGGCCAUCCGUUGAGAUCGAGCCCUUCCCCAAACACAUUCUGCAAGUGUUUGCUGCUCAGAUAAAGGGGAAGAGUUCCACCAAGACUAUUCCGUCAGCCGACCUCUCAAAGAUUGACAAGGGACUAGUGGAUGCCUUAAUGCCAUUCCAACGAACAGGAGUCGAGUUUGGGAUUUAUAUGAAUGGUCGUCUGCUGAUAGCUGAUGACAUGGGUCUAGGUAAAACAAUUCAGGCUAUCUGUCUGUCGAGUUACUACAGAGAUGAGUGGCCUCUGCUCAUUGUGGCCCCAUCUUCUGUCAGAUUUGCCUGGGCACAGCAAGUCCAACGCUGGCUGCCCAGUGUUGAUCCCCAGGAGAUCUUCGUCCCCAUCGCAGGAAAAGAUGUUAAGACGACUUACCGGGUCAACAUAUACAGCUAUGACCUGAUGGCGAAGAAGGUGGAAUACCUGAAAAAGCAGCAUUUCCAAGUAGUCAUUAUGGAUGAAUGCCAUCUUCUAAAAAAUUUCAAGACAGCAAGAUGCAAAGCAGCAUUACCGCUACUACAGAACUCUCAUCGUGUGAUAUUGCUGAGUGGUACCCCUGCACUCUCCAGACCGUCAGAGCUGUAUACGUCGGUCCAGGCCAUCUGUCCCUUCCUGAUCAAGUUCCAUGAUUUCGGUGUGAGAUAUUGUGAUGGAAAGAAGAUGCCAUUUGGGUGGGAUUUCUCAGGAUCUUCAAACAUGAAUGAACUUCAGAUAAUUCUGGAAGAAAAAAUUAUGAUACGGCGAUUAAAGAAGGAGGUUUUGACCCAGCUUCCAGCCAAGACGAGGCAGAUGGUUGUCCUUGACCCCAGUUCAAUUAAGAUCAACAAAGAUAUGAAGACCGACUGUAAGGCCAUGAACGUCAAAGGACUCAAGGGCCUGGAGAGGCGAGGGGUCCUAUUGGAAUACUUCCACCAUACUGGAGCUGCCAAGAUUCCUGCCAUUAGGGACUAUGUAGUGGAUCUGAUUGAAGCAGACAAGAAAUUCCUGAUAUUUGCUCAUCAUCAAGAAGUACUGGAUGCUGUUGAGGAUGUGGUCAAACCCAAGCUGAAGCAACACUACAUUCGUAUCGAUGGCAAAACAAGUGCGGAGCAGAGGAACUCUUUUUGUAAGAAGUUCCAGGAGAAUGAGGACUAUCGUGUGGCAAUUCUCUCCAUUAUGGCAGCCAAUGCAGGCCUGAAUCUGUCGUCUGCUAACCUUGUUGUGUUUGGAGAACUAUUUUGGAACCCAGGGAUACUGGUGCAGGCAGAGGACAGAGUCCAUCGCAUUGGUCAGCAGGAUAUGGUCACUAUUCAGUACCUUGUCUCCCAGGGCACUGCUGAUGACCAUAUAUGGCCUCUGGUACAGAAGAAGCUUGAUGUCCUGAACAGAGCAGGCCUUAGUAAGGACAACUUCUCCGAGGCAGACACGACCCAUGCCAGGGAUAGCAAACAGAAAGAUCUUACAGAUUUCUUUGAGGAGUCUUUCAUGGAAGAGGCAGAUGUGGAAACAGGUGGUGAAUUAUUUACGGGGCAACAAGAGGAGGAAUGUGUGAAUCAGGGGCCAAAGGAGGGGGGAUCUGUCUCUGGCACAAAGAGCAAGGAGGAACCCGAGAUACCUAAUAAAAAACAGUCAUCCCUGUUAAGUUAUUUCCAGUCAUCAGAGGGAGAUAGCUCAACUGAGGCAGCUAAAUCAGAAAGUGAAAGUAGAACUGCAAGUGUUGUGAAACAGGAAGAGGAAAUUCCUAACGAUGACCUUGACCUUAUGCUAGGAGAGGUCGAUUGGGAAGAGGAUGAUUUUGACGAGCCACAGAACAAACGACCAAAGUUCAGUUGAUAUUAUGCAAGAUCUCACCUUGCGUGAUAGUUGUAGAUUGUUUAAAGCAUUGGAGAAAGAGAACUUGUAAUCAGUGACAGUUAUAGCUGUGAUUUGAUAAAUAUAUGCUUCUGUGAUAUAUUAUGUAGUAAUAUCCAAAUGUGUUGAUUAAGCAACUUCAAUUAUCGUAGAAAUAUCCAAGUGUGUUCAACUGAUUACCAUGAUUUAUAACUUCAAUUACAGGUGGUAAAGGUGAGAAUUCGUGUAUGGGCCUAUGUGAGAAUUCGUGUAUGGGCCAAUGUGAGAAUUCGUGUGUAUGGGCCUAUGUGAGAAUUUGUGUAUGGGCCUAUGUGAGAAAUCGUGUAUGGGCCUAUGUGAGAAAUUUGGAUGGUAGGUGGAGUGUAUGCUAAAUGUUCUCGGACCGGGAUGAAAUAAAGAUAUGCUAAUUUUGUAUAAAAAUGAUACAAAAAUUGGACACUCGCAUACAUUUCAGUAGUUCCUUAUUUUUAACACUGAAAACAAUUAAGAGCCACUACGUAAGUCUAUAUACCUAUAUAUGCAACAGGAGAAACAGAAAAUCACUGCCAGACGGGAGUUCCACCCCGGGACCUUCCAAACUCUAGAUGGAAGCUCUACGAAUUGAGCUCCCUGGUCGCCGACGAUUGACCCAGUUCAGGCUCCCUGGUCGCUGACGAUUGACCCAGUUCAGGCUCCCUGGUUGCUGAUGAUUGACCCAGUUCAGGCUCCCUGGUCACUGACGAUUGACCCAGUUCAGGCUCCCUGGUCGCCGACGAUUGACCCAGUUCAGGCUCCCUGGUCGCUGACGAUUGACCCAGUUCAGGCUCCCUGGUCGCUGACGAUUGACCCAGUUCAGGCUCCCUGGUCGCUGAUGAUUGACCCAGUUCAGUUCCACUACACCCAUAUGUGUUCAAUUGAUUCAUAGUUAAUAGACAGUUGGAUCAAGGAAGGCUUUCCAUUUGUUUUAUGUUUACCGGCAAAAGUUUGCUGUAGUGUUCUUGUUGCCUUUUCUUCUCAUCGUCAUGAGGAUGAAUUUACUUUGACAGCAAAGAUCUGUAUUACCAUCCUUGAUACUCCAGGGGUUACGCUCACUUUCACUCUCUACAUCCCUGGAAUAUGUCAGCAAUAUCAAAGGAUCAGUGUGCACCGCCUUGUGGAUGAGACGAGAAGACUAGUUUGAUCCUUUGAUGUACAUCAAAAGAAUCUGUUGUUCGCGUAACGGUAACAUUGACUGCCUUGGAAUCAGCAAUAUAUAAAAUGUAGGUCACUGUGACCAGUAUUUCCUGUUUCAUUGUCUUUAAAUUACUCUUUGCUCUUAGCUGCAUUUCUUUCGUAAGACUUAAUUUGCAUCAAGUUUAAUUUCUAUCACAGUUGCGGCAAGGGCAGUCUGUUUCGCUAACAUUUUCUAAUUAUUUAAUGUUGUAAUAUACAACUACAGGAUGAUUUCAAAGAAAAAGAAGUGAAUCAUCUAUUUUUUAUUAAACAUUAGAUAUUUACCUUUGAUAUACCGAGGUAAUCAGAUUUCCUAUACCUAAUGGGCUUUGGUGUGAUUACCAAGUUAAACUCUUCGAUGUACAACAGUUGUGCUACAUAUACUGUUCCAGUGUGUUAGAAUGACACCAAUGUAUUUUAGCACAACUAUAUUUAUUGAUUUAUAAUAAAAAUAUUUUUAUGUCAAUGCAUGGAAAAAAGGUGCUGAUUAAAAUGUUUUGUU